AUGGAAGAUGAGGACCUGCCACAUACAGCAAAUGCUCUCUACAUGAGGAUCAAGCAGGUAAUCUGCACCAUACUAAAGGUUCUGCAGCACCUGGUUGUAUCAGCAGAGAUGGAAGAGCAGAACAGAGGCAAGCCAAACUGGGAGCACCUAAAUGAAGAACUGCAUGUGCUGAUCACAGUGGAGGACACACAGACACGUGCCGAGAUCAAGAUGAGAAGAGCUGUCGAAGAGGUCAAGAAGCUACUGGUGCCUGCAGCUGAAGGAGAAGAUAAUCUGAAGAAGAUGCAGCUGAUGGAGCUUGCCAUUCUGAACGGAACAUACAGAGAUACCAACCUCAAAGCUCCCACCCUUGCAUUCUCUCUUGCAGCAGCGGCAGCAGCUGCCCAAGGUCAGCGGCUUAUCGCAGCCCCUGCAGGUCAGGUCCUCCCCCCAUCCGCCCUCAGGCCCCCCACUCCGGCAGGGACUCCUAUCAUGAACAUCAUGCGGCCCACUCAGAUGGCUACCAUGCUACCCAAUGGCACCCCAACCCUGAUGCCCCAGACUCCCGAUGGGGGUAUCAUCUACACCACGCCCUACGACUACCCUUAUGCCUUGGCGCCCACAUCUUUGCUGGAAUAUCCCAUAGAGCACAGCGGAGUCCUAGGUAAGCUGGCGUGGGGGCUUGGCACAUCACCCUUCUUUGCCCCACAAGAGGGCACUGCCAGGGGGUUUUACGGGGGCGUGUUUGAUGGGGCGUCACCCCACCCCGUUCAGGACUCACUGAAAGGUGCAAUGGCUACUAAAGUGCGGAGACAUGAUUCACGGGUCCAUCCUUACCAAAGGAUAGUGACCGCAGACAGAGCCGCCACCGGCAACUAACAAAUGACCUCUGAACUCUUCACCCAAUGAUGAGCCACCCAAGCCUGCCUGCUGAUCAGAUUAACUGGUAAUUGCCUUUUGCUAGCCUGGUGGACGCAGAGAGAAAGGCACCUGUCCGAGCAGUGAUCCUAACACAAACCAACAUAAAACACAACAACCCUCCAUACCAACACGUUGUGUAGCGAUAACAACGAAUAUACUCUUUUAUUUUAUAUAUGAGUUUUAUGCCUUUUUUUUUUAAAUUUGUUUCUUUUAAAAAAAACUAAAAAAACAAUUGGGUGGAUGUUAACAGCAAUGUUGCAUUACCCCAAAAUCUGCACUGAAGUUUAUAAGCAAUAAAGACGUGUCUUCUGCUAAUUCAGCCCUUAAAUGCAUUUAUACUCCUAAUACUCAGUAAAAUAUAUAAACUCGGUGACCCCGAAUUUAUAAGUCAAAACGCUAAACGGGGGAUCAGGACCCAAAUUAUGUUCAUCAGCUACAACUGAAAAACAGUGUUGUACCCCACCCAUUUAAACUGUUGAUAGUCACUAUAAGUCAACAAAAGAAAAAGAAAAGAAAUCUCACACCAACUUGUACAUUUCCUGUCUUUCUCUGAUGUAAUACUUUUUAGUUAAUACGUUUUUACUGUGCUGACACAUUCUGGGUGUGCCUGUCCAGCUGACUUGGAGCAUGGCUAAAAUGACAGACUGCAAAAAGCUUGUUUUGAAUUUUUCCUUUUGUUACUUCUCCUAUAUUUGUUUUUCUUAGGUUUCCAUAUAUUGUAUUAAUGGUGUUUGGCAAUACUUGCAGGUUUAUGCAUGCUACUCAUUGCAGGAUUGGUGCCAGCUCAGUAGGGGGCAGUAAACAGAGUCAGACAGGGCAAUAGGGGUGUGUUUUUUAAAAGGAGAGAUUAAGGUGAAGUGUUUUGAGUAAAUUUACAUCUAGAGUAAUUCAGGGUUGGAAAUCUGGGAUAUGAACCGGAAUCAAUUUACUGAACUGUGCAAUCCCAAAAAAACCCCACAAACAGUGCCUGAACUUUCUAGAAAUAUUUCUAAAUGAGCUGUGAGGUUAAAGACAAAAAAAAAGUAUUAUGUGUGUGUGCAUUUAGCCAAAGGGUUUCCAUUUAAUGAGUUUCUAAAUAUAUAUAUAUAUAUAUAUAUAUAUAUAUAUAUAUAUAUAUAUAUAUAUAUAUAUAUAUAUAUAUAUAUAUAUAUAUAUACUUGUAUCUAACCACCAAGGGUUCUUCAUUUUAGUAUAGAGUUUGAAAACGUUUGUCACGUCUGUUUCUGUUUAUGAUCGCAAAUCGAAAAUAGAUGGCAUCAUGAAUUUUCUUACAAGAUGCUAAUUUCCUUGGAUGUGCAAUAGCAAUGAACACUAAGGAAGAUAAGGUAGACAGAACGGGGAUGGCUUACCUCUCACUGCUGUUUGUACACUUCUUUUUAUUUUUUCUGUUCUGCAUUAUCUAAUUAUUUGAACUUUUUUUUUCUACAAAAAUGUAUGAAUUGAUCUAAAGCCAAGUCCUCUCCCCCAUCCCACCUUACAGUUCAGCUGAAAUGGCAUCAAUGCAGGUGUUCUUAUAAAGAUCUUCACUAUCUUUUGUCAGAGUCAUGAUGCAACUUGAUUAGUUUUUUUUUUUUUUUCUGGCUCAAAACACCCACAUCAAAUAGCCCAUCCACAAUGUGUCCUGCACACCCUGAGCCCACUCAUUUCGAUACACCCUCAAAAAAAAAAAAAAAAAAAAAAAAAAUAGGAUGUGAAAGCCAUGUCUGCCUGUUAAAAUUGCUUUAUACAUACUAAUAUAUAUAUAUAUAUAUAUCAUUGCAUAUUAAACAUACAGAAAGAUCAGAAUUAGAUACUUUUACAGGGUGCUGGAGAAGAAAUAUAUAUUUUUGCCAAUUAUAGCUUUUUAUACUUGCAGUUCCAAAAUAUGAAACAUAAUACAAAAAAAAAAUUAAAUACAACAUUUUUAGAAUUGUACAGCAAGAGGUGGUCAAAAAACGUUGUGUGGCUUUGGAUACAAUUGGCCAGUGGGAAGAGAAAAUAAAACAGACCAAAAUAGUAACAUUUUGGGAAUGUUGGAAGAAUUGAAUGGUGCGAGUAGAAAUGUAAUUAAGUAUAUUUACGGAAAAUAAGUGCCUUACUGAUGGUCGUUUCUUUUUCCGAGUGUUACAUUCUGUUCAAUAAUAUCCAGCACCAACUCAGAUAGUACAGAGAGGGGGAGGGGUGUUUAUGAUGAGAAAGCACCCCAAUAGUUAAACCAACUGGCUGUUGCAGUCUUGUGCCACUGAAUCUAUUCUAUGCAAAGGAAUAGCAGUCAUUUGACCAGCUAACUAUGUGCCAUGAUUUGUCUUCCCAAAAGUAAGUUUCUUUUUAUUCCCUUUAAACCCCAUUUGAUCAAAGUGUUUUAUUUUCUCUUUAUUUGAUUGCAUUAUAUUCUUUUAUAUUAUGAGGACUAAAUCAGUAAUGCUGUCUAUGUAAUAAGUUACUGUGAUUAUUGUCAAGAACUGCCAAUCAUGAUAUGGAAGCCUGCCAGGUGUUAAGUUUGGGAAGCGAUAUUUUAAAACAAUUGAUUUAACUGGUCAAUUCACUUUGGGAAUUGGACUUUACCUGAAACCUCCUCUUGUUUCAAGAUUAGUAAACUGGAAACUUUCAAUCAUUGCCUUUUUUCUGAGAGAGUACAUCAAGUUUGACAACAUGUACUAACUUUAAUGCCAAGGAAGUAAUGAAUAUAUCUUAUAUACAUACAUACAUACAUACACACACACCGAUCAGACACAAUAUUAAACCACCUGCCUAAUAUUGUGUAGGUCCCCCUCGUGUCCCCAAAACAGCGCCAACCUGCAUCUCAGAAUUGCAUUCUGAGACCAUAUUCUUCGUACCACAAUUAUACAGGGCAGUUAUCUGGGACUUUGUCAGUUCAAACCAGUUUGAACAUUCUCUGUUGACCUCACUCAUCAACUAGGCGUUUCCAUUCGCAGAACUGUCCCCCUGGAUGUUUUUGAUUUUAGCAAUUCGAAGUAAAUUCUAGAGACUGUGUGUGAAAAUCCCAGGAAAUCAACAAUUACAGAAAUACUAAAACCAGCCUGUCUGGCACCAACAGCCAUGCCAUGGUCCAAAUCAUGGAGAUCAAAUUUCUUCCCCAUUCUGAUGGUUUGUGAACAAUAAUUGAAGCUCCUGACCCGUAUUUGCUUGAUUUUAUGCACUGCACUGCUGCCACGAUUGACUGAUUAGAUAAUCGCUUGGAUGAUUUUUGGUGCCAGAUUGGCUGGUUUUAGUAUUUCUGUAACUGCGGAUCUCCUGGGAUUUUCACACACAACAGUCUCUAGAAUUUACUCAGAAUGGUGCCAAAAUCAAAAGAUUUUCAUCCAGUGAGGGUCAGUUCUGUGGACGGAAACACCUUGUUGAUGAGAGAGGUCAACUGAGAAUGGCCAGACUGGUUCGAACUGACAAAGUCUACAGUAACUGAGAUAACCGCUCUGUACAAUUCUGGUGAGAAGAAUAUCAUCUCAAUGUUAUUCUGAUUUGCUGGUUGGCACUGUUUUGGCGGCACGAGGAGGACCUUCACAAUAUUAGGCAGGUGGUUUUAAUGUUGUGUGUGUGUGUGUGUGUGUGUGUGCGUGUGCGUGUGUUUAUGUGUAAUAUAUAUUAAUUUAAGUGUAGAAGCAUUUUUCUCACUUUGAAAAAGGCCUCCCUGUUUUUUUUUCAGAACAAAGAGAUGUAGCCUUACAGUGCACUGAUCUGAGAAGUGCACUGUAGAAAUGCAGGGAGAGUAAAAAUAUUGCAUUUAUUUAAAGUAUUAACAAAAGGAGGGUUGCAAGGAUAUUCACCUGCUGCUUCAUUAGUGACAGAGCAGUGUCAAAUCUGAACUGUCACAGAGCCACAGUAUCAAAUCACAUGUUGAAGAUCGGGCCUCCCUCAAGCAGCCCACCAUCUUCACCAAACCAUUUUCAAUCAUUGAAACAACUGGGGGUGUUUUGGAAAACAAUGUGGGGGGGAAAGUUCUUAACAGUAACCCUGGCAGUCUCUGGUGUAGUCUUGUUUUUCACUUUGUUACACAAGAAAGGUCAAUGUUUUUUGUCUUCUCAGUGUUACAGUAUAAACAUGUUUUAAGCAUAUUGAAAUGAUGAAAUGCAAUAUUAGAGAGGAGUAGAGAAGACUACAGAGGACAGUAUUAAACGAAUCCCCUCUGCCAUGUUACUAUGUGCUGUUAAUGUUUUGGAGUUGGGUUAGUCUAUCAGGUGAAUGGAGAAAUCUGUCGUAUUCUCUUCCGCCUGCCUACUACACGUGUAAUAAUGUAAAUUACAGCCUUUGUUACAGGUUUAUAAUGUAUUUUUCUAACUUCAUUUUCUAUGUACAAGUAAUUUUUUUUCUGAUCUCCUUUUGUGAUGAAACCCACUACAUCUUUUGUUUUUCCAUGUCCUCUCUCCUUCACCCUCUCUCUCGGCCCACUCUUUAGUCCAAUCUAUCCCUCUUAUUGGGAGCGUUGCCUUUUUCCUACAGUUAUUUUGUUUUCUUGCUGAUUCUUAGCUUGUUUAACUCAUUAGCAACUUAGUUUCUCUUUGUCAUAGGUAUUUUUACAUGCUUGCAUUUAGUUUUUAUGGUGUAUGCUGUUAUUUUUUUUCUUAUUAACCUCCUUGGCAUUUAUUUUAAUAAAACAUUCUUAGUAAGAAUUUUACUAACUUUGCUGAUAUUAUUUUGUGUUCUUUUUUUUAACCAGUUUAAUUAAUCUACUACCGUGGUCUGGUUCAUGGACUAACCCAAUUAAAUCUGGUGUGUGACCACCCUCACAAUGUCUUGAGAUACGCACACUUGCACACAGACACAUUUACUAAGCCUAAAUGGGGGUAAACCAUGAACUUGUGUUUUUAUAUAAAGCUAAGUGAAAUUACUACAGACUAAUCCUAACCCACACUCUACCUCUAAAAGAAGAUUAUGUAUUUUUAGAAGAAUAAUAGUAAAAAAUUACUUUAUUUUCCAAUUGAGAACAUCCCCUAAUGUACACUAGGGAGGUUUUAGCUCACUUUUAAACUAUAAAACUAUAUGUUGGUACAUAAACUGCAAUUGUUUCACUUCAAGGUCCACACCCCAUACACAUUUACAGUUCAAGCACACUUUUAUGCACACAUACAGAGGAACUGAAUGAUCUUCCACACAGUCUAACAGGACAAUGUGCACGAGGCAGUUUGUUCUUCACUGUUCCUGCACUCUCACCUGUGUUUCUGUAGAGAUCUAUCCAAGCGUGUGCUGCUUUGUCUGCCUCACUGUCCAUGCAGUCUACUGGUGCAACUGGUGUUUCCCUUUAUUUAGUUUUUGCUAUGAGCAAAACUGCUGCUUUAUUUAGAACUGGACGUACCUGGGAUUUAAAAUGGUUGAUUUAAUAUUAAAUGCACUUAGAACUUUUGUAUGGCAAAGCCAAACUGGGAAAAAUAUUUAAGAAUUGGGGUUUUCCUUAAAUAGGCUCAGAAUAUAGUCCUUAUUAAAAAUAAUAAUAUUAAUGUCCAGCAAUAACAUACCUAUAGCCUCAGGAAUCAGUGCUUUUACUGCAUCUAUCAAACUUCGUGUUUUGUUUUAGUGUGAACAAUCACUGCCUUGUCAGUGUGAUUUAAUGUCCAUCGUCAAUAAAUUCUCUAGUGUAUCACAGCUAGAAUCUGCCUCAGCCAUCAGACUUCAUAUGUAAUGGGUCCUGCAGACUCUUGGAGAUUUUGGAGGUCGUGUGACCUGCAGAGGCUUAAGAUGGCAAUCUGGAAUUUCUGCUGGUUGUUUGCUUUCAGAGUAUCAUCUAAGUGGACAAAAGCACAAACUAGUGUGCCCUUGUAGGAGCUGCUUGGGUCUUGUUGCCAUGGAGACUACAGGUAGUGUCCUAACUGGAUAAGAUGUUUUGUAUAAGUGAUUUUCUUUUUUCUUUAUACAAAAUGUUACUUUGGAAUUUGUAUUUUGUUUUGUUGUUGCUUUGUAAACAAGCCAAGCACAAAGUGUACUAACAUUUUUUAUUUAUUUUUUUUCUCAUCCCAAAGUAACUAAUUUGAAAUGCAUUGCAAUCGAUUAAAUGGCACAAAUAAAAAAAACACAAUCUAAACCCACUGAGUGAAGAUUCAGAAUGGAAAACCGACAUUGUGUUGACUGACUGAAGUAGUUUACCAUCUGUAUUUUGAAGCGCAAUGAAUGUAUAAUCUUGUGCCACAAAAAAAAAAAAAAAAGAAA
This is a messenger RNA of Xyrauchen texanus (razorback sucker), 7038 nucleotides long. RefSeq names its product protein quaking-A-like. Gene Ontology annotation, cellular component: nucleus. Gene Ontology annotation, biological process: regulation of mRNA splicing, via spliceosome. NCBI's taxonomy places the organism in Eukaryota, Metazoa, Chordata, Actinopteri, Cypriniformes, Catostomidae. The transcript is spliced from 7 exons. The coding region runs from base 1 to 858 and encodes 285 amino acids. The record is from RefSeq and is a predicted model, not a curated record. Gene Ontology annotation, molecular function: mRNA binding.